Aspergillus lentulus is the source of this 1881-nucleotide messenger RNA. RefSeq names its product putative alpha-1,3-mannosyltransferase. Gene Ontology annotation, biological process: protein O-linked glycosylation. Gene Ontology annotation, molecular function: alpha-1,3-mannosyltransferase activity. Gene Ontology annotation, cellular component: Golgi apparatus. The record is from RefSeq and is a predicted model, not a curated record. Lineage: Eukaryota; Fungi; Ascomycota; Eurotiomycetes; Eurotiales; Aspergillaceae.
AUGUCCAGCGAUGAUAUCGAGAAAUAUGCUAUCUUAGAUGCAAAAGGAUGGCGACCUCGGCCACCGCUAAGACGCAGACGUCGGGCUAUCGCAUUCCAAUUGCUCAUGAUAUUCAUUGGUCUCUGGAUAUGUUACGACUUUGUUGCUGGGCCUGUGAGCCUUUCAUCACCGGAUAAGGCCAGUGGCGGCGCGAUCCACGUUCAAACCUCGCCGCUGACAGAUGGACUGGACUUUGUCAAAGACAAGGGCGCGUCGAUAGACCCCAAACUGACGCGACUUGAGCCCACUGAGUCAGAGCUAAACCCCGAAGAUCCUGUAGUCGUCCCUGAUGACUUACCUGACAAACAGCCAACUGCGCAAGGGAUAGACUAUGUACCACCGCCUCGAAUUGACUUGAGCAUGGCCCUCGAUCGGAUGAUUGCCAUUCUGCCGGACGAAAUGCGCAUGCAAAGCCUCCUACGUCCUCUCAAAGCGACCGGCGGCGAACGACUCCGUGAUCUGGGUCUCCGAACACGCGAUUUCUGGGCUUUGUUCGAGGCGUGGGAAACCGUGCACCUGGUGCCAACCGAUGAUGGCCUGUACAUCCGCGACGACAUUAUCCAGUACCUGCGACGACAUCCUGAGGUGGCAGAGAGUAUGGUGAGAAACACAACGGACAUUAUCCGCUCCUAUGAGUCGUAUCGCUCGCUCAUUACCCGACUAUCAUCACUACUGUUUCCGUGGACUGCACCGCAUUUUCCGGACCAUAUUCAUCUUCAUACACAGAUCCAUAGUGGCGGUCGGGGGCUGGUCUUUUCGGCCGGAGACAACCAGGCACCUUUUCUGCUCGCUUCGAUUCCCGCCAUCCGCCAGUUGGGAUGCGACCUGCCAAUUGAGGUCAUGUAUCUGGGCGACCAGGACCUGAGCCAGGACAUGCGUGAGCAGUUGGAGGGGCUACCCGGUGUUACUACACGAGAUCUGAGGCAGAUGGUGGACGACAAUGGCUGGACAUUGGCUGGAUGGGCCGGGAAACCGUUUGCGAUUCUAUUUUCGAGUUUUAGGGAAGCGAUUUUUAUUGAUGCCGAUUCGCUUUUCCUGCAGAACCCGGAGAUCUUGUUUGAAGACGAGGCCUAUCAAAAGAAUGGGGCCUUGUUCUUCAAAGACCGCCUGAUGAUGCCCGAGUCUAAGAAACGAUGGCUGCAAGAGAUUCUGCCCAGACCAGUGUCCAACAAAGCCAUGGAGAGUCGCUUCUGGAGGGGUCAGAGUGGUCAUAUGCAAGAAUCAGGGGUGGUUGUGGUGGACAAAUGGCGACAUUUUAUUGCGCUGCUUCUGGUGACGCGGAUGAAUGGACCUGACCGCGACGGCGACAAGUCGAAGCACAAGACGGGCGUGUAUGAUAUGGUUUACGGCGACAAAGAGACCUUUUGGCUGGGAUGGGAGCUGAUCGGGGACCUGGAUUAUGCGUUCCAUGAUGGGGAUGCAGGCGUGAUGGGCACUCUGGAGAAGACUCCCCCGGUAAAAGGUCUACCGGCACAAGAAGAACUGAACAAAACCAAUACCACGGACCAGAAAAAGACAACUGCGCCAGAGAUGUACACCAUCUGUGCUCCCCAACUACUUCAUCUUGAUCGCAGUGGUCGACCGUUGUGGUUCAACGGCUGGCUCCUCCCAAAUAAGUUCGAGAAAGGCAAGGAUCGAGAGCCUAGUCGAUUUGAGGCCUUCUUAAGGGAACCCCGAGAGAUUCGCGACCCGGGCGCCUGGCAAUUGCGGGCGCAUAACAUCUGCUGCUUGACCUCGGAACAUAAGGGAGAAUUCAGUCCAGAUGAGAGACACGCUCUUGAUAUGAUCAUUGAGUCAGGACGGCGUGCAGGCGUGCUGGGUACCAAGGGUAUAGCACUUUAG